UUUCUGAUUCUAUUAUAUUUUUAUUAGGCUGUCUUUGUCUUUGAUAAUCAGUUUAAUCAUGAGCCAACCAAUCUCUGCUGGAACUGAAACUAAUCCCAAUUCUGGUCCCACUCCCAGAACAGAAAUGUUUAAGCCCACUGGUGACAAUAUUGAUGUCUUUUGGAAGUGGAACAGCUUAAAAGACAAAAAUAAUAGGAAGAGUGUCACGUGUGAUUUUUGUCUGAAAACAUCUACUGGUGGAAUUACUAGAGCAAAAAGACAUCAACUUGGAAUAAAAGGCGAUGUAGGUGCUUGUAGAAAAAUUCCUGAGGAUCUAAAAUUGGAAAUGAAGGCUGCCUAUGAGAGUAAAAAAAUUGCCUCAGAAGUAUAUAUGGAGUGCGUAGAUGAAAAUGAAGAGGAGGAUGACAUCCAAGCCAUUGCUAGAAUUAAGAGACCUUCAUCUACAUCAAGUGAAGCCACUUCUGUUUCCAAGAAGAGGGGUAUAAAUGUCAAAGGUCCCCUUGAUUUGCACUUUACUAGAAAGGCAGAAGAAAGUAUCAAAUUGAAUAAGGGGUUGUGGCAAACAAGUUUAAAUGAUGCUUGUAACAAGGAAGCAAGAGCAAGGGUAAUUCAAUACAUUGCUCGCUUUUUUUAUCGGAAUGGAAUUGCAUUUAAUGUUGCUAGAUCAAAGAGCUUCAAAUUGAUGGUUGAAGCUAUUGGCACCUAUGGUCCCCAUUUAAAGCCACCAAGCUACCAUGAAUUAAGAGUGCCACUCCUUAAAAAAGAGUUGGAAUACACCAAGGGCUUAUUGAAGGGCCAUGAAGAAGAGAGAGUAAAAUAUGGGUGCUCAAUUAUGUCUGAUGGUUGGACAGAUAGGAAAAGUAGAACUUUGAUUAACUUUUUGGUUAAUAGUUCAAUGGGAACAAUGUUUGUGAAGAGUGUAGAUGCUUCUGAAUAUACCAAGACCGGUGAGAAGGUGUUUGAACUUUUAAAUAGUUUUGUUGAGGAAAUUGGAGAGAAAAAUGUUGUUCAAGUAGUAACAGAUAAUGGAAGCAAUUAUGUUAUGGCGGGCAAAAUUUUACAAACUGUGAGACCACAUUUAUUUUGGACUCCAUGUGCUGCUCAUUGUCUUGAUUUGAUGCUAGAAGAUAUUGGAAAGAUCCCUAAAGUCAAAAGGGUAAUACAAAGAGGCAUCAAGCUCGUGGGUUACAUUUAUAAUCAUACCUUGACCCUAAACACCAUGAGGAAGUAUACAAAUAAGGUUGAAUUGGUGAGGCAUGGAGUUACAAGAUUUGCUACCACCUUCCUUACUUUGCAACGAUUGCAUAAGUUAAAGGCAAAUCUUAGAAGGAUGUUUACUUCCGACGAAUGGUUGCAAUCAAAAGGAGCCAAAGAACCUAAGGGGAAGAAAGCAACGGAGAUUGUUCUUAUGCCUACAUUUUGGAGUGAUGUUGUUUAUGCUUUAAAGGCUAUGGGGCCUAUUGUACGUGUGUUGAGGUUGGUAGAUAAUGAAAAAAAACCGGCAAUGGGUUACAUUUAUGAAGCAAUGGAGAGGGCUAAGGAGGCAAUUCAAAAUUCUUUUAAUCAUAAUGAAGAAAAAUAUAAGGAUAUAUUUGCAAUUGUUGAUAGAAGAUGGGAUUGUCAACUCCAUCAUCCGUUGCAUGCAGCAGGAUAUUAUCUAAAUCCUGAGUUUUAUUACAAAAAUUCAACAAGAAUGGAUGCUGAUGAUGAAGUGGUGGAUGGCCUUUUCAAAUGUAUUGAUAGGCUUUGUGAAAAUAAUGACAUUGUAGACAAUGUUCACAAUCAAUUGGCAAUAUAUAAAAGGGCAGGAGGAAGAUUUGACAUUCCUGCAGCAGUUAGAGCAAGGGUUAAAAUGGCUCCUGCUGAGUGGUGGAAGAUGUAUGGAGGACAUACACCACAUUUGCAAAUUGUUGCCAUUAAGGUACUAAGCUUGACGUGUAGCUCAUCUGGUUGUGAGCGUAAUUGGAGUACCUUUGAGCAUAUUCACUCAAAGAAGAGAAGUAAGCUUGAGCACCAAAAGCUUCAAGACUUGGUUUUUAUUAAAUAUAAUCAAGCUCUUCAAGAACGCUUUGAGUGUCAAGAUCCAAUUGAUCCAAUUGCUUUGAAUGAAGUUGAUGAUAACAAUGAAUGGAUGUUGGGAGAAGAAAAUGAUGAGGAUGAAUUUGAAGAUGACUUGGUGUUUGAUGAUGAUGUUUUGACUUGGAGAGAUGUUGCCCAAGCAAGUGGUGCCGGUGAACCUUUGAAAUACACUAGGAGACAAACACAAGUGAACAAGACAUCAACAAUUGCAUCUACAUCCAAGAAAGAUAAAGGAAAAAAAGUGAUGGAAGUACUAGAAGACGAGGAUGAUGAUGUAGAGGAAGAAGAAGAAUAUAAUUCUAAUGCUAGUGGGAGUGAUGAAUUUGAGGGAGAGGAAGACUUUAAUCUUGAUGAGGAAGAAGAUUAAACUAUAAUGUUUAAUUUUUUACUUACUUAGAGCUUUAACACUUUGUUUUGGAGACAUUUUAUAUUAUGUAUUGUUUGAGUACUAUGAACUUUUAAUUAUUAAAAAUGUUUAAUGCAUGAAUUUAGAGUUAUUUUUUUUGUUUUUUAGCUUUUAUAUAUAUAUUAUUAAUUAUUUAAUAUAUAUAAAUUAAUAUUUAAAUAGCGGUUAUCCCGCUCCGCGUCAUCCCGCUAUCCCAGUUUUGGGGUCGGCCGCUCCGCGCCGCUAUCCGGGAUUGACUACUAUGUGAAGAACU
Messenger RNA from Cajanus cajan (pigeon pea), 2738 nucleotides. The record is from RefSeq and is a predicted model, not a curated record. Lineage: Eukaryota; Viridiplantae; Streptophyta; Magnoliopsida; Fabales; Fabaceae.